UCCCGGGCUUCAUACAAUGAUUCUUUUUUUUUGAUGGCCGUGCAAUUCCAAAUGUGCACAAAUCAUCACCCUGAGUGUACAUGUGUAUUUUCAAAUAAUCUAGAUACAUGUGCAUGCCUAAGUUGAUUUUUUUUUUUAAUUUUUAAUUUUAUUUUCAAUUUUUUAUACAUGUACCGCUUGUAUUUUUAAACAGUUCAUUAGGGCAAAACAAAUAAUAGUUCUGCUUCCAGUUACCCUGCUGACCCUAACUUUAUGAUGCGAUCUUCAAAGUUUUUAUUGACAAGUUAUAACAAAAUUUAAAAAAUAAAGCAUAUGUGAAAAAAACAUUCAAAUUGUCAAUUCAUUCUUACACAAAAUUCUUACCACUGUCUGUAUUUCUAUGUCGUCGACGAAGAAUGACAGGGCCUAAAAUACUAACAGGAUAAGCAAGUUUUUCUUCGCAUUGCCUUCUGAGGCUGGCAAAAGAACAUGCGGCAUGCAUGCAAUACUGGUACACUGGUUCCCAUUACUAGAUUACAGCAACAAGAUAAUGAAAGGGGAGGGAGCCAGCAUAGUACAUGCUCAAAUUUUGUGAAUGUAAAAGAUUUCACGCAAAACACGUUGGAAAUGAUCGAAUCUAUCAACAUGGUAGUAUUAUCGCACAAACCUUUAUGGACAAUCUGAACGGCAACUUCCGAAAUUUGGAUUUUGGGGUUGGGUUUCUUUACUUGGUACUCGGGUACCGGUGUUUUUGUUUCAAUCUGUUACCCGGUCCUCGUACUACACCUGCAAAUACACACCCAUAAUUUAAUUGGGGUCAUCCCUUACAAACAUUGAGGCCUAUUUUUUUUGGCAACGUUUCUGGAAACACAACUUUUUAUUGGACAUGCCCACUCACUGACACUCUUACCUUGAGGAUCAUAAUGUACAAUGAAAUCUGGACAAGAUUUUUGUGUCACUUAUCGACCCUUCAGACAAAGGUCUAGCCAAACGACAGUAACUUUUAGUGAAGCUGACCCUGUACAUAAACCCUUGUUGUUACCCUGCGAAAUGCAACACGGUGCAUCAGUUGAAAAGGUCUGUGUGCGGCCUUGCUGCAUUGGUCAACACCAGCCCAUGAACGGCCAGUUCUGGGACAAUGGGAGCUUAUCCCAUUGAACAAUGCCAUUGUUGAAAUUCAUUUUGGCCUUGAGACUUUUGACCUGAUGGAUCAACCAAGUCUUGGACAACAAAAGCAAGGCUGAGUAUACAGUGUUUUUACGCCGGUGAAGGGCAAACCUCAUAGAUAAAAGCAUUAGUCCCAUUGUUGAAUUCUGCUGAACAGUUGGUAAUCACAGACUCUGAAGCAUUUUGACCUUAGAGAAUUUUGAGCUGAUGGAUCAUCCCGGUCGAGGACGAUGGGAAAAAGUUCCAUUGAAGAAUUCUACUGUUGUAUUCUGCUACAGUCGAUGACCACAGACUAGAUUCUAUUAGGACACUGGGCAGGCUAGUCACUUUGUCAAGUGUUGCAUGUUGAUGCGUAUAUAAGGAUUUCUAGCCAAAAUACCCUCGAGGAUUGGACUAUUAAAGACAGCAGUGACUAUAAAAUUAUUACACUCUUGAACGUCUGUGUACAAGACACACAGAUGGGUGGUCCUGUUAAAGUUAUCAUCUGGGCGUCGCCCCGCACAUGCUCCACAGCUCUCCUCAAGUGCUUGAGCAGUCUCCCAAAUGCCAAGAUCUUUGAUGAGUUGUACAGCAUUGCAUUUCUACUUGGGCCUGACCGACUGGAUCAGAGGCCGACCGGAGAGGAGCCUCAAGCUAGCCAGGCAGGACAGGGCAAGGGAUACGCCUUCCCGAGCUCCAUCUGUACCUACGAGUGGAUCAAGGAGACCCUCCAGCAGGAUUACCCUGGCGAACAGGUCAUCAUCUCCAAGGAGAUUGUUUACUGUCUCAACCAAAAGUAUGAUUGCCUCCCGGAGGGUUACCGCCAUGUCUUCCUGCUGCGACAUCCAAGUAAGGUCUUCCCCUCCUGGAAGAAGCUCACCUAUGAGGUUUCAAAGCAGUUCUCAACUGAGGUUCCGGAAACUCUGGAUGAGUUUAUCUUUGAUCAGCAACCCCCGCACCUGCUGCCCCCUGGGAUGUCCUUCAAGGAGGCCUACGAUCUGUACCAAUAUGUCAAGGAGAAGAAGCUGGAUGUCGAUCCAGUUAUCAUAGAUGCUGACGAUCUUGUCCAGAACCCAGCAGCCAUCGUUUCAGCGAUGUGUGCCAAGCUGGGGAUCCCAUACACUGAGUCCCUCCUGACCUGGGACAAGGGUACAGACAUCGUGGACACUUGGACUGUUGGCAUCGCGUUUAAAAAUAUCAUUCAACACUCUGAGGCCUAUAAAAACUUCCGGAACAGCACUAGCUUCCGCCGCCCAGAGUUGGAGAAACAGGCUACUGCAAGGCCUGUAGAAGCAAGAGUCACCCCAGAUAUUGAGCGCUGUGUCAGCUUCAGCAUGCCGUUCUAUCAAAAAAUGUACGAGCAACGCUUACAGGUCGACAAGAUUUAAGAUAUCAACUGGACUCCAUGUGUAAACAGUAAAUGGCACUUUGUGACCACUAGCAAGAGUUCCAGUGGGAGGGACACAUCGCAUGUGUGCACUGAUUCCUGUGCAAUCUGCACGAAGAAGGCACCACUACCUGGAUUCUGACCAUGCACAAAACCCUGUUUAAAGCUACAGUCCAUCAUUUGCAGCUAUCCAAAAAGUAACUGACAUAAUUAUUGUUAAAAAAAA
Messenger RNA from Patiria miniata (bat star), 2738 nucleotides. RefSeq lists its product as uncharacterized. The record is from RefSeq and is a predicted model, not a curated record. NCBI's taxonomy places the organism in Eukaryota, Metazoa, Echinodermata, Asteroidea, Valvatida, Asterinidae. The transcript has a single exon. The coding region runs from base 1605 to 2513 and encodes 302 amino acids.